AGAGGUGGAGCAUGAAUUAAGGGGUUGAAACCCGCUGAGUUAGAAUUCUAUACUCAGAAACAUCUCAAACAAAGCCAUUUUCAAACCAUUGAAUUUCUCUCUUCUCAAAAACAAUGUUCUUUCUUGUUUUUUGUUUUCUUAACCAAUCUAAAAAACCUUAAGUCAUGUUACAAGGAAAUUAAAACAACAAAUUGCAUUACAUUUCAUCACAUCAAACAAAACAUUUCAAAAUAUUUCCAACAAGUAUAAACAUACGCAUACAUAAAUGUCUAUUUCAAAAAAUGAUACAUAAUACAUAAAUGUAAGAGAUGACAAGUUCUUCAAAUUCACCACCGAAAUCGUCCUCGUCCGGUGGCCGGCCACCACAAGCGGUGAAGUUUACACGCCGGACAUCGAGCGGGCGGGUAGUGAAUCUUUCAAGAGAUGAUGACAUAGAUUUGUCCGGCGAAUUCGCCGGACAAAAUGAUUACAUCAAUUACACUGUCAUGAUGCCACUAACACCGGAUAACCAGCCCGGAACAUCUGAUUCCAAGACAGAUGGUGCGGCCGGAUCAUACGGGACAACGAGGUUCGCCUCGGAGUCACAACAACAAGGAAUGAAUGAUGGCGGUGGUGGUGGUGGUGGUGAUGGUAGUGGUGGAUCUAAAAUGGAUAGAAGAAUGUCUGUAUUGAAUUCAGCAAAUAAUAAGUCUAUGUUAUUAAGGAGUCAAACUCAAGAUUUUGAUCAUAAUAGAUGGUUGUUUGAGACAAAAGGGACUUAUGGAAUUGGAAAUGCUUUUUGGCAAGAUGAUCAAAAUUCUUUUGGUGAUGAUAAUGGAAUGAGUAUGUCAGAUUUCAUGGACAAACCUUGGAAACCAUUAACUAGGAAAAUUCCAAUUCCAGGAGCUAUACUCAGCCCUUAUAGGUUGUUGAUUGCUAUCCGUAUGGUAAUUCUAGUACUUUUCUUAACAUGGCGAGUUCAAAACCCAAAUUAUGAUGCAAUGUGGUUAUGGGGGAUAUCAAUUGUGUGUGAACUUUGGUUUGCAUUCUCUUGGCUUCUUGAUGUACUUCCUAAAUUGAAUCCAAUAAACAGAAGUGCAGACCUUGCUGCAUUACAUGACAAGUUUGAUCAACCUUCGCCUUCCAAUCCGACUGGCCGGUCGGAUUUACCUGGCAUGGAUGUUUUUGUUUCGACGGCUGAUCCGGAGAAAGAACCACCUCUUGUCACUGCCAACACCAUUCUUUCCAUUCUUGGUGUAGAUUAUCCCAUUGAAAAAGUUUCAUGCUAUAUUUCAGAUGAUGGUGGUGCCAUUCUUACUUUUGAAGCUAUGGCUGAAGCUGUCAAAUUUGCUGAGGUUUGGGUACCAUUUUGUCGGAAACACAACAUUGAACCAAGAAAUCCCGAAGCUUACUUCAGCUUAAAGAAAGACCCAACAAAGAACAAGAAAUUACAUGAUUUUGUAAAGGAUAGAAGAUGGAUGAAGAGAGAAUAUGAUGAAUUUAAGGUCAGAAUCAAUGGACUUCCAGAAGUAAUAAAAAAAAGAAGUAAAAUGUAUAACUCUAGAGAAGAGAAGAAAGAAAAGCAGUUACUUAAGGAGAAAAAUGGAGGAGUUUUACCUGCAGAUCAGCCAAUUGAUGUCCCUAAAGCUACAUGGAUGGCUGAUGGAACUCAUUGGCCAGGAACUUGGCAUAAUCCAUCAGCUGAUCAUACUAAAGGUGACCAUGCUGGAAUUUUGCAGGUGAUGAGUAAAGUCCCAGAGCAUGACCCUAUAAUGGGUUAUGCAGAUGAGAAAAGUCUAGACUUUACAGGCAUAGACAUCAGAAUUCCAAUGUUUGCAUAUGUUUCUAGAGAAAAACGACCAGGUUAUGAUCAUAACAAGAAAGCAGGAGCCAUGAAUGCCAUGGUUCGAGCCUCAGCUAUUUUGUCCAAUGGUCCCUUUAUACUCAAUUUAGAUUGUGAUCACUACAUCUACAAUUCACAUGCUUUGAAAGAAGGAAUGUGCUUCAUGUUGGACCGAGGUGGCGAUCGUGUUUGUUACAUACAGUUUCCACAGAGAUUUGAAGGCAUCGAUCCCUCUGAUCGAUACGCAAAUCAUAACACAGUCUUCUUUGAUGGAAAUAUGAGAGCAUUGGAUGGUCUACAAGGUCCAAUGUAUGUUGGAACGGGAUGCAUGUUUAGGAGGUAUGCACUAUAUGGAUUUGAACCACCAAGAUUCAUUGAGCACACAGGUGUGUUUGGUAGAGUAAAAACCAAGGUGAAUCAUAAUCCAAAUCAAGCAAAGUUACACCUGGAUGAUGAUAUGGAGCCUCUAACAUCUGAAGCAGAAUUGAAUUUGCCACAAAAGUUUGGAAACUCAAGUAUGUUUACAGAUUCUAUACCUGUUGCUGAGUUUCAAGCAAGGCCACUUGCUGAUCAUAAAUCUGUUAAGAAUGGUAGGCCACCUGGUGCAUUGCUUGUUCCACGUCCACCCUUGGAUGCUCCUACUGUAGCUGAGGCAAUUGCUGUCAUCUCAUGCUGGUAUGAGGAUAAAACAGAAUGGGGUGACAGAAUAGGUUGGAUUUAUGGAUCAGUGACAGAGGAUGUGGUAACAGGUUACAGAAUGCACAACCGUGGAUGGAGAUCAGUGUAUUGCAUCACAAAAAGAGACGCUUUCCGCGGCACAGCGCCUAUAAACCUCACCGAUCGUCUCCACCAAGUGCUAAGAUGGGCAACAGGUUCAGUAGAAAUUUUCUUCUCAAGAAACAACGCGAUUUUCGCAACUAGACGCCUUAAAUUCCUACAAAGAAUCGCAUACCUGAACGUUGGAAUCUACCCUUUCACUUCGAUAUUCCUCGUCGUAUACUGUUUCCUUCCAGCAUUAUCACUUUUCUCAGGACAGUUCAUAGUCCAAGGCUUAAAUGUAGCUUUCUUAACUUACCUUCUUCUCAUAUCAAUCUGCCUCAGUCUCAUCUCCCUCCUUGAAGUAAAAUGGUCAGGAAUCGGCCUCGAGGAAUGGUGGCGUAACGAACAAUUUUGGGUCAUUGGUGGAACCAGUGCACACCUUGUUGCUGUGGUACAAGGCUUAUUAAAAGUCAUAGCAGGAAUAGAGAUUUCAUUCACUUUAACAUCAAAAUCAGCUGGUGAUGAUGUGGAUGAUAUCUAUGCUGAUCUUUACAUAGUGAAAUGGACUAGUCUCUUCAUCAUGCCACUAACAAUCAUCAUUAUUAACAUUGUUGCACUUAUCAUGGGAUUUUUAAGGACAGUGUACAGUAUUAUACCUCAGUGGAACAAGCUUAUGGGAAGCAUGUUCUUUAGUUUUUGGGUUUUGUCACAUAUGUACCCUUUUGCUAAAGGGUUGAUGGGUAGGAGAGGAAGAGUGCCAACAAUUAUUUAUGUUUGGUCGGGAUUGCUUUCCAUUACUAUUGCUUUGCUUUGGAUUUCAAUUGAUCCUCCAACUGAUACUGCUGCUGGAGGAGGGUCAUUUGAAGUAUGAUUAGAUUAUGGUUAAGAACAUUGGAUUGGAGUAUAUUAUAUAAGAAUAUUGUAAUGUAACAAAAGAAAUAGAAUGAAACAUAGAUCAUAGAUGGUGCCUUUUCUUCAAUUUUAUGGAUAUAUAUGGUGAACAAAGCAUGGUUGGCGUCUAUGAAAGUGGGAAAUGUACAAAUAGAAAUGAGAGUCAUUUGACAUUGUUAUUAGUAUGUAGAGAUAUACUUUUAUAUUUAAUUAUUUAUG
Messenger RNA from Cicer arietinum (chickpea), 3691 nucleotides. RefSeq names its product cellulose synthase-like protein D1. Gene Ontology annotation, biological process: cellulose biosynthetic process. Gene Ontology annotation, molecular function: cellulose synthase (UDP-forming) activity. NCBI's taxonomy places the organism in Eukaryota, Viridiplantae, Streptophyta, Magnoliopsida, Fabales, Fabaceae. The record is from RefSeq and is a predicted model, not a curated record. Gene Ontology annotation, cellular component: membrane.